AUGGCUUGGUCCGAGAAGCUGAGGUUCGUCGUCGAGCCUAUUCUUUUCCUCAGUUUCAUGACGACGUCGAUUGAGAUCUCCCUCGUACAACAGCUCAUCCGACGGAAAGUGUGUCUCGUGUCAGGAAUGCUGAACUGCGAUGGGAAGCCGAGCGCUGAGCUCAUCCUCGAAGCAACUCCAUGGAUCGGAGCCUACAACAUCGCUCUCUCCUCGGUGACCUUCGUAGUGGGACUGUGGUUCGGAUCGUGGGCCGACAAGUACGGACGGAAGAAGAUGAUGGUGAUUCCAUACGUCGGAAGUAUUUUGUCGACGCUGAUUUUCAUCAUCGCUUCGAUCUUCAUCGAGACCACCCCCCUCAUCCUGAUGGUUUCGGCCGUCAUCAUAGGAUUGAGUUCCGGAACUCUGGGAGUAGGCUCCACCUGUUUCGGCAUCAUCAGCGUCGUGACCACGUCGGAAGGUCGGAGCGGCAGAAUCGCAAUCAUGGAGGCCAUGAUUUUCACUGGAGGUGCCCUGGGAUUCUACAUCGCGGGUUACGCGCUCCCUCGAUCGAGUUUCGCUGUGGUGUUUUGUUUGGAGAUGGGUGUGCAUCUCAUAGGACUCGCGUACUUGAUAAUGUUCAUCCGGGAACCCGAAGAGUCGCUGGAAGAGAGACAGCGACAUUCCACGGAAUCGUUCAUGAGCACGGAGCACCUCCUGUCCAUGUAUCGAACUGUUAUCCGUCCGAGAGCGCGGCGUUUACGGGCCGUUCUCGUUCUGCUAAUAUUUUCCUCGUUCAUGUUGGCGUUCGGUAUGGCGACCGCCAGCCAGCUCACCUACACCCGUUUGACGUCUCCCCCGGUCAAUUGGAAGCCGGCGAAAUAUUCGUUUUACCAUGCAUUCAUGGUUUUCGCGCAGGGUUCUAUGCUGGUCAUCGUUCUACCGCUUUGUCUGCGAUUCUUCGGCAUCCGAGACACCACGACCGGAAUCAUUGGGGCUGUGUCGAGGUUGUUAGGACUCACCGGGCUCGCGGCCGCUACCGAGGACUGGAUGUUCUACCUGACGAUCGCCUUUUUCUCGUUUUCGGAAUUCGCCAUGCCGGCGGUACGAUCCAUCUUAUCGAAGAUCGUGGAUCAGAACGAAAAGAGUCAAAUAUUCGGACUCAUGGGCGCUCAACAGUCGCUGGCGUUCGUGUUAACGGGGAUCAUUCUCUUGUUCCCUGGAUCGAUGACCACCUUGUUCCCCGGUUUCGGGAUGGCUGUCGGGGCUGUUUUCCAAAUUGUGCCCAUAUUGACGCUGCUUUACCUUCGAUUCUUCCUUUCUCUCGAUGAAGGAUUAUCGGAGCUACGGAAUGAGAGUGUUCAUCACUCCGGCUACGACUCGGUCGUCGAUGACGGACUCGUAGAUCCGCGAGGACAACCUUGAAAGGGCAUUGCUCGAGAACUCUGACCGUAUCCCUGAGCCUCACCAUUGGAUGUGAUACCCACUCAGAGCCGAGCCCGAUCGUCAGAAUUCCACGUCAAGAAACUCGUCGGAGGCGCCUGAAAAGUUUCCUGAAAAGAGUUAUUCCGGUCGAAGCAAUGAUCGAAUACUGAAGUUUUUUCUUCAUUUUCGCCUGAAUUUUUGACGAAUCUUACAUUCGUUAUUCGUCCUUGUGUUGAGUAGAAUCGCCUUCGAAUCGCUUAACUUCGAAUCGCCUCUAAUGGAAUCGUUCCAGCCCAGCCUCGAAGGAUAUUUUCCUCAUCGCUCCGAGUAGCGGGGCCGAGAAUAAGGGCAAAUUCAGCAGGCAAAUUUAAACAUGGAGCUUAACCGGGAUGAUUUCGCGCCGCACGAAUCAGGUGAUUAUCUCGGAAUGAGCGCGUGGCGGAAUUUCCAGAGGUAUCCGUGGCGGCAUACUCUGACCAGAUUGAGCGGGACGCUUUCAUAAGAGUGCGCCUGCGCAUACAUUAUACACUCGACAGAUGCCGAGCACAGUCGCUUUUCUAGGAGUUAUCAGACUGAAGCUCUAGAAUGGCGAUACUCAUAGAGCCAAAUCUUUCCUGACGCUUGUUAUCAACUAUCGGAUCAUUAUUCUUGAAAAAUAUACUCCUGAGAUUCGGAAGGGAUCUCCUCUGGAGAGCCUGACAAGAAAGGCUCCCGAUUGAGGAGUGGAGAGUGAAGCUUCUGAAGAGCAGUGGUUAGAGGCGCUAUGCUGAUGGCUUAGUACGUUGGUCUCGGAUGCAGGGUCGACUCCAUUCUCAUCCAUGGGCCUACUCCAUGGGCAAUGAUUGACGCCCCCGAACGCUGCGAAGGAGCAAGAACCAUCUCUCCGGGACUUUCGGCGAUGAGAGACGGCGUUGAACAAGACUGUACCAGGCAAUUGCACGUCAGGUCGUAAAAUUCGGGUUAUUCAACGCUUCCGGAUAGGAACCUGGCAGACGCAUCCCGUUUUACGACAUCCCGCGAUUCGUGUCUUUUGAUUAGUGGAGAUUUACUAUCCCUAAGAAAAUUAUGUGAAGUCAUCUGUCUGUAUAGCUCAAUAUAGAUGCCUGUUUCGGAGAUGCUUUGCACAUGUAUUUUCCCCAUGUCGUGAAUUUUAUCAUGUAUUAAAACUUGUGAUAACUCAAGACGGAUGUUGAUGCAAUAAAAGGUAAACAAUG
Molecule: messenger RNA, 2615 nt
Organism: Galendromus occidentalis (western predatory mite)
Lineage: Eukaryota; Metazoa; Arthropoda; Arachnida; Mesostigmata; Phytoseiidae
Product: multidrug resistance protein 2-like
Exons: 1
Coding region: 1-1401 (466 amino acids)
Biological process (GO): transmembrane transport
Cellular component (GO): membrane
Molecular function (GO): transmembrane transporter activity
Source: RefSeq, a predicted model, not a curated record